AAAAAAAAAAAAAAGAAGGUUUCAACAACAGGCUGGGCCAAUGGCAAGUGGCGAGGCAGGGAAAGGGGGCCGAGCGAAGGGAGAAAAAGUGGAGAAAGGGAGAAAGAGAGAGAGAAAGCGCAGGCUGGGGGGGUUGAGUAAAAGAAGAAGCGUUGCUAAUUUUUUUUGUUUGUUUGCUUUUCCAUGCAUGCAUAAUGAAGCCUAAUCAGAGCACGUUGCUGCUGCUUGGAGGGCACUUUUGUAUUUAAAGCCUUGCAAAGAAAAAAAGAUCCACAGACGGAUCCACAGAGCAGCUUGCAGGGCUUGUUGACAACAGAAGCAGCAUCAGUCGCCCGGAGAGAAAGAGACCGCGAAGGCUGACUCUUCUCCUUUCCCAGUGCUCUCGUCUUGGUAGCGAGGAAAGACAUUUCUUCUCCGCGCUACCCGAAAGCGUGAUCCGAACCGAGAAGGACUGAGCGGAGCCGGGACUGUGUAUGGGAUCGGAGCGGCUGGCAUGUGCAGAGAUGCUGCGAGCGGAGAGUUAAAAGCUCCCGAGGAAGCAGCAGCAGCAGCUGGGCAUUUAUUUUGUGGGGAAAAAAAAUAAAAGAGAGACGGAACUGCAUGAAGAGCAGUACAGCACCAUGAGCUCUCCUGGCGCAGCUUGCGAUUCCCCGAGCGCACUACGGAUCCGCUGUCGUCCGAGCCCCGGUUUGCACUGACUCCCUGCGCCUCCCCGGGCGCCUUCGCCGCCGCCUCGCCGAGCCCGGAGCAGCGGGUGGGCGACACGGGAAGGCCCCCAGGCGCCUGCUUCGUACCGCCGCCCCGCCGGCUUCAGCUGCCGGGGGCUAGAGAGCCCCGGGCCCGGCGCGCAUGGAUUGAUGCGAGGAGACCUCAUGCACACGGCCGGCGGGAGUUUUGGAAACUUUUCCACGGGCGGCAGCUCCUUCUCCUUCUCGUCUACCAGCGCCUCUUCCCAGCUCGCCCGCGGCUGCAGCCAAUCCCCCUGUCCGCGAUGGUGGCCCGCUCGCCCGAUCGGCACGGAGGCGGCGGCCGGCGCUGGCCGCGGGCGGCCGCCUGGCUGUGGCUGGCGGCGGCGCUGGGCGCCGUGUGGCCGCCUCGGGGCUCGCUGGUGCAGGGCCGGCGGCUGAUCUGCUGGCAGGCGGUGCUGCAGUGUCAGGGGGAGCCCGAGUGCAGCUACGCGUACAACCAGUACGCCGAGGCGUGCGCCCCGGUGCUCCUGCAGCAGCAGCCGCCGCCGGCGGGCGGAGGGGACGGCCCGGCGGGCGCAGCAGGCGCGGCCGCCUCGUCCAGGCGGCGGUGCCCUAGCCACUGCAUCGCGGCGCUCAUCCAGCUCAACCACACCCGGCGUGGCCCGGCGCUGGAGGACUGCGACUGCGCGCAGGACGAGAACUGCCGCGCCACCAAGCGCGCCAUCGAGCCUUGCCUGCCCCGCACCAGCAGCCCCACGGGCGGCGGCCCCGGGGGCGGCGGCCCCGGCGGCCCCGGCGUCAUGGGCUGCACGGAGGCGCGGCGGCGCUGCGAUUGGGACAGCCGCUGCAGCCUGGCGCUGAACCGCUACAUGACCUACUGCGGGAAGCUGUUCAACGGGCUGCGCUGCACGCCCGAGUGCCGCGCCGUCAUCGAGGACAUGCUGGCCGUGCCCAAGGCCGUGCUGCUCAACGACUGCGUCUGCGACGGCCUGGAGCGGCCCAUCUGCGAGUCGGUCAAGGAGAACAUGGCCCGCCUCUGCUUCGGCGCCGACAUGGGCGGCAACGGCGCGGGCAGCAGCGGCGGCUCGGACGGCGGCCUGGAGGAGUACUACGAUGAGGACUACGAGGAGGAGCCGAGCCAGAAGGGGAGGGACGACGCGGAGGACAAUGCGGGCGCCGAGCCCGGCUUCCCCGUGCAGGCAGAUAACGCUGGCCGGCCCGCCGGGGCGGCUGGGGCGCUGCUCGCCUCCAUCUUGGUGCCGCUGCUGCCGCGGCUCUAGCAUCCCUCCCUUCCUGCACCCCUCCUGCCUGCCUGCUUCCCAUCGCUGCCUCCCUCCAUCGCUGCCUCCCUCCGCACCCCCAUCCCCUUCGCCGG
This is a messenger RNA of Melozone crissalis (California towhee), 2064 nucleotides long. RefSeq names its product growth arrest specific 1 (gene GAS1). Gene Ontology annotation, biological process: negative regulation of mitotic cell cycle. NCBI's taxonomy places the organism in Eukaryota, Metazoa, Chordata, Aves, Passeriformes, Passerellidae. The record is from RefSeq and is a predicted model, not a curated record. The coding region runs from base 992 to 1969 and encodes 325 amino acids. The transcript has a single exon.